Messenger RNA from Microtus oregoni (creeping vole), 231 nucleotides. RefSeq names its product small nuclear ribonucleoprotein G-like. The record is from RefSeq and is a predicted model, not a curated record. The coding region runs from base 1 to 231 and encodes 76 amino acids. Lineage: Eukaryota; Metazoa; Chordata; Mammalia; Rodentia; Cricetidae. Gene Ontology annotation, biological process: spliceosomal snRNP assembly; mRNA splicing, via spliceosome. Gene Ontology annotation, cellular component: P granule; U2-type prespliceosome; U1 snRNP. The transcript has a single exon. Gene Ontology annotation, molecular function: RNA binding.
AUGAGCAAGGCCCACCCUCCUGAACUGAAGAAAUUUAUGGACAAGAAGUUAUCAUUGAAGUUAAAUGGUGGCAGACAUGUACAAGGAAUAGUUUGGGGCUUUGAUCCCUUUAUGAAUCGUGUGAUUGAUGCGUGUGUGGAGAUGGCAACUAGUGGGCAACAGAAUGACAUCAGCAUGGUGGUCAUACGAGGAAAGAGCAUCCUCAUGUUAGAAGCCUUGGAAAGAGUCUAA